Molecule: messenger RNA, 2136 nt
Organism: Nestor notabilis (Kea)
Lineage: Eukaryota; Metazoa; Chordata; Aves; Psittaciformes; Psittacidae
Product: histone-lysine N-methyltransferase SETDB1-like
Exons: 9
Biological process (GO): heterochromatin organization; negative regulation of gene expression
Cellular component (GO): nucleus
Molecular function (GO): DNA binding; histone H3K9 methyltransferase activity; zinc ion binding
Source: RefSeq, a predicted model, not a curated record
CCGCUGGAGAAGCUCUUCUACCUGCCCCACGUGUGCAGCUACACGUGCCUGUCGCGCGUGCGGCCGCUGCGCGGUGACCAGUACCGCAGCCGCAACCCGCUGCUCAUCCCGCUCCUCUACGACUUCCGCCGCAUGACAGCGCGGCGCCGCCUCAACCGCAAGAUGGGCUUCCACGUGCUCUACAAGACCCCGUGUGGGCUCUGCCUCAGGACCAUGCAGGAGAUCGAGCGGUACCUCUUCGAGACGGACUGUGACUUCUUGUUCCUGGAGAUGUUCUGCUUGGAUCCUUACGUGUUGGUGGAUCGCAAGUUCCAGCCCUACAAACCCUACUACUACAUCGCGGACAUUACCAAGGGCAGGGAGGACGUGCCUCUGUCCUGUGUCAAUGAGAUUGAUAACACCCCACCUCCUCAGGUGGCCUACAGCAAGGAGCGGAUCCCAGGCAAAGGGGUCUACAUCAACACCAGCUGGGAGUUCCUUGUGGGCUGCGACUGCAAAGACGGCUGCAGAGACAAAUCAAAAUGUGCCUGUCAGCAGCUGACUGUGCAAGCAACUGGCUGCACCCCGGGGGGGCAGAUCAACCCCAACUCUGGAUACCAGCACAAAAGGCUGGAAGAAUGUCUCCCAACAGGAGUUUAUGAGUGCAACAAGAGGUGCAAGUGCAACGUUAACAUGUGCACCAACCGCUUGGUCCAACACGGCCUCCAAGUCCGGCUGCAGUUAUUCAAGACCCAGAACAAAGGUUGGGGCAUUCGUUGCCUCGAUGACAUUGCUAAAGGCUCCUUUGUCUGCAUCUAUGCAGGGAAGAUCCUCACGGAUGACUUUGCUGACAAAGAGGGGCUGGAGAUGGGGGACGAGUACUUUGCCAACCUGGACCACAUCGAGAGCGUGGAGAACUUCAAGGAGGGCUACGAGAGCGACGCCAAGUGCUCCUCGGACAGCAGCGGGGUAGACCUGAAGGACGACGAGGAGGAGAACACGGGCACGGAGGAGCAGGAGGAGUCCAACGAGGACAGCUCCGAUGACAACUUCUGCAAGGACGAGGACUUCAGCACCAGCUCGGUGUGGCGCAGCUACGCCACGCGCCGCCAGACACGCGGCCAGAAGGAGAACGGCCUCUCAGAGACAGCCUCCAAGGACUCAGGGCUCACCCGACAGCUCCAGCACGACGAGGCGGCCGUGGCUGCCUCCUGCAAGCUCCCGGUGUCGGAGGAGAGCUCCAAGAACAAGGUGGUGUCGUGGUUGAGCUCCAACAGCGUGUCUGAUGGCUUCCAGGACAAUGACAGCACCUCCUCCUUCAAGAUGAGUGAAGGGGGGGAAGCCAAGGCCAGCAAAGGGGAGAUGCCAGGGGAGAGGGAGAAAACCUGUGCUGCUGCCCCGGGAGACGCGGAUCGGGAGCUGAAGGCAUCAAAGAAAGACGAACCUGAGGACACAGCCAAAAUUCCCGGGCUGGGCGACUUGGGAAGGAUGUAUGGAUACAACCCCAGCCCUCCCAAGCUGGAGGGGAUCCGGAGGCCGACGAGCAAGACCGCGCUGCUGCAGAGCAAACGGCUUUCUCUUGCCUCGCAGUCCACCACGGAUGACGUGCUGACCCUGUCGAGCAGCACCGACAGUGAGGGUGAGACCGGCCCCGCGGCGGCGGGGCAGGCCCCGGGCACCAACGACAGCGACGACAUCCAGACCAUCUCCUCGGGUUCCGAGGAGGAGGAGGGGGACGAGAAGAAGAAUCCUUCCUCAGGGUCAGGUCCCAUGAAGAGGCAGGUGGCUGUGAAAUCCCCCCGGGGCUUUGCCCUCAAGUCUACCCACGGCAUCGCCAUCAAAUCCACCACCAUGGCCACGGAGAAGGGCGAGAGCGCGCCGGUGCGCAGGACCACGCGCCAGUUCUACGACGGGGAGGAGUCCUGCUACAUCAUUGAUGCCAAACUGGAGGGGAACCUGGGCCGCUACCUCAACGUGACUCCGGCUUCUCCUCCCCUCUGGAAUGGCCUCUUCCCUCAGCCUGGUCUUUCACUCCCCAGGAGGAUUCGUGCUGGCACGGAGCUGACCUGGGAUUACAACUACGAAGUGGGCAGCGUGGAAGGCAAAGAGCUGCUGUGCUGCUGCGGGGCCAUCGAGUGCCGCGGGCGGCUGCUCUGA